AUGGAAAGUCUCGAGGGUGUCGGAGACGAGCCUAUGCAAGAUGUCUUCCUCAAAGACGAUCUUAGCCCGACCAUCGCCGAGCAUGCGACACAAUGUCAGUAUCUUUUUCACAAGUACAUGGCCACGCCAGAAAUCGUGCCAGACCCUACUAUCAUGGACGAUCAGCUGGCACGCUUUUCUCUGUGGGCAUCAAACAUGGAUGUUUACGGGGCGCCCAAUGUCUCGCUUGAUUACAGACUGAGAUUCAGUCCUUUGGCCGCGGAUAUCAUACAUCAGCUCUUGAAUAUAAUUUACGAUACCUUGCUGUCUUUGAAGCCAAUCGACGAGCGACCGCCAAAAAGUCCGAGCAGGAAGAGACAACGCAUUUCAGUGCAUAGCAAUUUGGGAGUUACGCGGAGAGUGGACGACGAUACAAGCGAUUCAGAGAGCGACCUCGAUCCAGCAGAAGAGAACAUUUUGAAGAUCACCGAGACAAUCGGCGGAACGUUAACGCGGCUCUUCCGUCUGUCCAACGCCGUUCGCAAGUCCGCUAAAGCUAACCGGGCACGCAAGAUCGAAAGUUACAGAGAUGACGAAGAGGCAAACAAGGCCAUAGACGAAUUGCGUCUCUAUACCAAAUGCUAUAUCGAAUUGCGAUUUCCGAAGGCGCCGAAGGCGCUCCGCUCAGCAUUGGUUGAAGCCAACACACUGCGACUUCGACGGCUGUAUUAUCAGCACUCGCAUCGAAAGCGCAUUGGUCUGAGUAUCGAGAGCCCGGAAAUGAUUCCGGCCGUUGCUCAACUCCCCAAAAUGGAGGAAAUUUCGCCCGCUGUACGGUUUGUGCCGAGCGCGCUGCGAAAGCCUGCGAGGACUAACAACCCAACGGCCCCUUCGCCCGCGCCAGCAACGAAUGCGACUACUGCUCGACAAACUGCUGUUGCGGCCUUUUACGCUAAAUCCAUAACUGAGGUUCCCCAGGCUAAAUCUGUUCUUGUGAACAACAAGUUGUCGUUCCCUCCCAUACCGCGUGCGCAGCAGUGUCCAUACUGUGGCGUCAUUAUUGAAUUCAAAAAAAAUGCAAGCUUAUCGCUGUGGCAGUAA
Penicillium cataractarum is the source of this 1080-nucleotide messenger RNA. RefSeq lists its product as uncharacterized. The transcript has 2 exons. Bases 1 to 1080 code for a protein of 359 amino acids. The record is from RefSeq and is a predicted model, not a curated record. Lineage: Eukaryota; Fungi; Ascomycota; Eurotiomycetes; Eurotiales; Aspergillaceae.